UUUGACAAAAGAACAAAAAAAAAAAAGCAGAAGAAGAGAGAAAAUAGUGGAUGUUGUGUCCAGAAGACUCGCAAUGCUGGUGGUGGACUGAGUUUGGUGUUCCUCUCAAAUCGGGAAUCACACCAUCGAAUCUCUUCACUUGUACACGUGUAAACCCUUUCCUCUCUUAAACCUAUUUUCUUACUAUUAUUCAGCUUAGUGGAGGGAGGGACAGAGAGAAUAAAAGGGGUUCCGAUCUUGAUGACGUUGAAUUCGUGAUGGGUUUUGGCGUUUUGAGUUGAGAAAAAAAGGAAGUGGUUUUCAGGCGAGAAGAGAUGGAUGGAGAAGGGAUCUCUGAUGGGUUAUCGGCGGAAAGGAAAGUGGAAAUCAGAGUAAAUAACAAAGGGAGAAAGGUUAUAGUUGAGAAAUCUGCAGCUGAAGGGUUACCUGAAGGAUGGAUCAAGAAGCUUGUUAUAUCAAACAGAUCAGGCCGUAAAAGAAGAGAUCCUUUCUUCAUUGACCCUCAAAGUGAGUAUAUCUUCCCUUCCUUCAGAGCUGCAUCACGUUAUGUUGAGACUGGCGAUAUUGGGCAUUAUGCACGCAAGUUCAAGGAAAGCGAUACUGAAGAUGAUGAUUCCGGAAAUGGCAAGAACGUUCUUCAUCUGGAGUCUGCUGAUGCUUUACUGGAAAAGGAGAAGAACAUUGAUGUUAAUAAUAGUAAACGGAGAAGAAACUCAUCUUCUUCUUCUGGUGAACAUUCCGAGAAUUGUAAAAUGAAUUCUGAAGUGAGCAGUGUAACCUCACAAGUUCUCGAGGAUUUGGUGAAGAAGAAAGAUGUGAAUGAGCCCAUUGCGAAACGUGUUACUAGGAGCCAAACUAAAGCAAAUGAGACUGAGGAAGUAGACGUACAUGUAAAACCCAGACUGAGAAGUGCUAGUUCACAAAGUUCACAGAAGAGAUCUGUGAUGAAGGAGGAAGAUGUAAGAGAUUCUGCUGAAAAAGGGAUCACGAGGAGUAAGGGUUUAGUGAAGAAGAAUGAGUUAGCUAAUACUGUAGCAAGAAGAGCAUCAAAACGAUUAGCUGGUAUUGAGCUUGAACCUACCCCUGAACUGGAUACAAGAACCAAAGCUCAACCAGUAGCACCUCCUGAUGAUGAUGAUGGCACAGCCGGAAAGUGCAUGCAACCUGUGGAUCCUAUUGCUGUUACCAGCGGAUUGAAAAAGAUGGAUAUACCUCUCACUAAGGAAGAAGCCAAAAGCUAUAAUACUGAACAUUCAUCUCCAAAACCAAAUGCUUCUUCUUCUUCUACAAGCAUGAAUCGUGUGAGUGCAGAAUUAGAAUUGGAAAUGCAUAUAGAAAAGAUCGGUAAAUCUGGAGACAAGAUGAAGAUGAAGAUGCCACAGAUGACAUCCCAGGUGGAACUGAAUCCAGUUUUUCGUCUUGAGGGUUACAAGCAGAAGGAAGAAAUGUCGCCAGUGUCACCAUUAUCUUGCAAAACUUCUGCAACAAAGCGUGAGAAGACAGCAGGAGGCAAAAGAUUGGGACGGUGGAGUGCAAAUGCUAAUAAAGUUACUAGUCCGAAAGCAAAUGAGAUGUCAUCAUCAAAUAAAGAAGAGCAUCCACAUCCGCAUCCUUAUGAUAACGGAAAUGUCACACAAAGGAGAAAUAAACUAAGCAACAACUCAUUUGAAUCGUCUGUUGUUAGAGGCACAUUCUCAGAAGUGAUGGAGAAGAGUAAUAAUACCAACAGCUUCUCCUCCUCCUCCGCAGCAACUCUUGCAGAUCUUUGGAAAGAUCCUUGCAUUGCCUUUGCUAUCAAAACACUGACCGGAGACACGCUGCGUCUUCCCAACAACACUGCAUCAAUCUCUUCUGAUGCCAAGCAGAAAGGAGUCACAUUUCUCCCAGAGACGCCUCAAAAUGCCAAAACAAACUCUGGAGUGUCUAGUGAAUCAGCACCGGGUAUGGAUAUCUGGAAAGACCCGUGUAUCGACUUUGCUAUAAAAACCCUGACAGGGGCAAUCCCUGUAGGGUCAAAUGAGCCGGUUGUAAAACCAAAACAUGAAGGGAUGACGAUGACAUCAUCAUCAGCAAGACAGGAACAUGAAGGUAGGCAACUGUGAUUAUGUAGUUCAACAGUGUAGUAACAAGACCAUGGAGAAACCUGGAGGAGAUCUAAGACUAGGUUGUUUUCCCUUUGUACUAGUAUUAGUAGUUUAAAGACGCCAUGGAUAUAAAGUAAGAUCCAUCAUCCAUGUGCAAUGCCUACUUCUUUGUGUUCUGUAUAUACAAUAUGUAUUAGUUUGAUAUAUCGACAGAACCUGGAGACUCAUAAAAGCUCGUAAACGCAUGCAAUGAUCUUGUUUUUUUU
Messenger RNA from Brassica rapa (field mustard), 2350 nucleotides. RefSeq names its product methyl-CpG-binding domain-containing protein 13. Gene Ontology annotation, molecular function: DNA binding. The record is from RefSeq and is a predicted model, not a curated record. Lineage: Eukaryota; Viridiplantae; Streptophyta; Magnoliopsida; Brassicales; Brassicaceae.